AUCAUAACUACAUGAAAAACCAUGAAGAUUUUGCCCAUCCCAAUAUUGGUGCUAUCCGCUGUUAUUUUUUUACCGACAGUGAACAGCAAAAAUAUUUUAUACUUAGCGUGGCCCGCCUACAGUCACCUGAAUUCAAUGAUUUCUAUUGCAAACGAAUUGGCAAAGUAUGGGCAUAACAACUAUUUUAUAUUAGAUAAAAAUUACACAAAAACUUUCCAAAAUCAGCAAAGCAUAAAUAUUCUACCAAUGGAUGAAAUUCCAGAAAUGGAAUUAAUGCGUUUUGAUGCACAGAAGCAAGAAAAAUCAAAACAAAUAUACGUGAUGCGACAGCUUCUGAACACGUUUCCUAUGAUCUGCGAUAGAUUUUUAAGGAAUGAAAAAUGGAUAGAAUCAUUGCGAGUCGUCAAUGCCAGUUUAGCUGUGAUCAAUGGAAUAUUCAUGACAAACUGUCUUACAAUAAUCCCUUAUCAAUUGUCAAUUCCAUUUGUUCUCACGGCAUCUGAGAUAUUUCCUAGUCUUCAUCGUAUUCCAUGGAACCCCAGUGUUUUUCCAAGCAGCUUACUCUCAUCCUCCGAUAAGAUGACAUAUUCGGAAAAGUUAAUAAGUACUUUGGCUGCUAUUUUAGACUACACUAUUCCUCCUAUUGGAGCGCCUAUACACAGCGUCAAAACAUAUGCGAAAGACAAACCUGAUAUUUCAUUCACAGAUUUACUACAUCAGACACAGUUUUUUCUUAUUGAAAAAGAUGUACUUGUAGAUUAUCCACUACCACAACUUCCAAAUGUAAGAUACGUUGGUGGUCUGGCUACAAAACACUCAUUGCCUUUGAAGGGAGAAUUAGUGAAAUUCGUAAAUGCGUCUAAGAAUGGAAUAGUUGUGGUGUCAUUUGGCAGUAUUAUCAAUGAUUUCCCUGCUGUUCAAUUAGAGAAACUACAAAGUGCAUUGAAACAAAUAAAAUAUGAUGUUGUGUGGAGACAGAAGAAAACAUCAUUUUCUCAUAAGAAUAUUUAUGUCAGUGAUUGGGUACCACAAAAUGAUCUGCUUGGCCAUCCUAAAACAAAAUUAUUUGUUACUAAUUGUGGAAAUAACGGUCAGUUUGAAGCUUUGUUCCAUGGUGUACCAAUGCUGGGAAUACCUUUAUUUGCAGACCAACAUUAUAACUCUCGCAGAAUGACCGAGAAAGGAUACGGAUUGUCUCUAGAUAUAGAGAACUUUACUCCGGAGGAAUUAAUAGAGAAAAUGAAUGAACUAAUUGAAAACAAAACAUAUUCUGAGAAAAUUAAAAGAGCUAGUGAAAUAUUUCAUUCUCGGCCCGAAUAUCCAGCGAAGAAAUCAGCCCGCCAUAUUGAUCACAUCUUGAAAUAUGGUGGAGAAUAUCUAAAAUCUCCAUGUCAAGAGAGUCGAUUGUAUGAAUUUUUAAUGAUCGAUGUAUUGGCUCCUAUAUUUGCUGCAACAAUAUUUUUGAUAUAUUUAAUAUAUCGAAGUGUAAAAAAAUGUUUAUCGUUUUGUUGCAAGAAGAAAACGAAGACUGACUAAAGGAAUUGCUUUGGUGUAAAUUAUAUUUGUUUUAUGUAAAUUAAAGUCAGAAACGUUCAGGUUUUUAAAACCUCAAUAGAAAUUAGGAACAUAUUUUUCUGUAGAAAUUAUAGUCAUGCUGAAAUGUUUACCUCGUUUACAAUGGUUUUUAUGUGUAGUGUGUGUACUUUAGGGCUUUAAUAUCUGUAUGGCGAGUUAGCUAAUGGCUACACUUCAUUAUUUCCAGUCAUUUUGCUAAAAUGGUGCAAAAGUACAUCCUUAACGAUUUUCUAAGCGUUUAGUCCACCUUAUUUUCACAAUUUUGCUCCUACGUCAUCAUGACGAUAUGAAAAGUAAAUGGAUCACCCU
Molecule: messenger RNA, 1884 nt
Organism: Octopus sinensis (East Asian common octopus)
Lineage: Eukaryota; Metazoa; Mollusca; Cephalopoda; Octopoda; Octopodidae
Product: UDP-glucuronosyltransferase 2A1-like
Exons: 1
Coding region: 22-1536 (504 amino acids)
Molecular function (GO): UDP-glycosyltransferase activity
Source: RefSeq, a predicted model, not a curated record